Molecule: messenger RNA, 1851 nt
Organism: Fusarium sp. VM40
Lineage: Eukaryota; Fungi; Ascomycota; Sordariomycetes; Hypocreales; Nectriaceae
Source: the annotation of a GenBank genome assembly
AUGACUACUCCUACAAUUCGAAUUGACGGCAUCGUCAACCCCGCCGCGCAACCUCAUCCCGAACUGAUCAUGGCCGAGGGUGCUCCCUCAAUUGCACCCUCAUUGACCUACUCAGACGAUUCCGACUCCCAAGAAGACGAGCCCGUCAUUCCUCUCGAGCGCCGCCGCCGUGCAUCCACACGCCUGAUUGCCCAGAAUGCUAGGGACAUUCAGCGAAUCACUGGUGAGACACCAGCUGAGUAUAUGGGGCGCUGCUGUGGUGGAGCUUGCUGCAUGAGCGACCGAAACAAUGUCGAGUACGAGCAGGUUACACUGCCUGACAACGAUGCCUUCAAGUCUCUGGGUCUUCGACUCGAGAACAUCCCAGCCAACCUGGCCGGUAUCAUCCCUAUGCCCGAGCAAACUGUCUCGUUCACCUCAAUUCCUUGGCCGACUUCUUCUCCCACCGAUUCUGCCGUGUCUCUCGGCUCCGAUUCUGAGCCUGCUUCUUCGGCCGCCUCAUCAAAGAACAACUACCUUGUACCAGGUCCCGAGUACGCGGGCGUUGAUACCUCAAUUCAACCUCCUCGCUUCGUUCAACCUCACCCUCCCCAUAACGUUUACCCAGCCAGGAUCCACAACACUCGCGAGCUCACUAAGCCUGGUGCUGAGAAGAGAACUUUCCAUUUCGACCUCGAUAUUACCGACUAUCCUCCAGAGGAGGUCUUCGACUUCAAGGUUGGUGGUGCCAUUGGCGUCAUGGCCCCCAACGAUGAGAUUUCUGUGGAUGAAAUCCUCGACACUCUUAUGAUCCCGCGCUUCCAGCGUGAUAAGCCUGUUCUCAUGAAGACCACCAAGGGCCGCUGGCCCACUGUCUGGGGUGACGAGAAGCCACGAGAACUCAUCACUACCCGCCGUGAGCUCCUCACCUGGACCACCGAUAUUCAGUCCUAUGCUCCAACCAAGGAGCUUCUUCGCGUAAUUGCUGAGCACGCCACUGCUCCCAACGAAAAGAAGAUUCUUAUGUACCUUUGUUCCAACGAGGGUGCUAGCAUCUUCGCUGACUUCCGUGGCGGACCCCAUGUGACUCUCUCACAGAUCCUCAACGCAUUCCCCAGCUCCCACCCUCCUAUGGAUCAACUUCUCUCGGUUCAAGCUCAGCUUAUGCCACGAUUUUAUUCUCUUUCCAACGACCCUACAGAAUCAUACACACUCCGAGAGCACGCCCAGCGUCGCUUGAUCGAGAUCGCCGUCACAGUCCAUGACUCGAUGGACUGGAGACGUGGAUGCCGUGCCGGUGUUGGAUCUGGCUUUUUUGAGCGUCAGGCUCACAAGUUCAUGAGAGCUCAAGCUGCUGGUGAACGUGCACCACAAGUGUUUAUCCCUAUGUUCAAGGGUUUGAUGGCCAACCCAUUAGCCAAGCAGUUCAACUCGGAUGGUCCCAUGCUGCUGAUUGGUGCCGGUGUCGGUAUUGCCCCCUUCCGUGGUUUCGUCCAGCGACGCCUCAAGCAGGCCAACUGUGCCAACAAGGUCUGGGUCCUCCAAGGCAUUCGAGACUCAUUGGUAGAUGAGAUCUACAGUGGUGAGUGGGGAGUGCACGAGGAAGAGGUCAAGCGUGUUGUCCAAAGUCGAGUGGGUACUGGCAAGUAUGUACAAGAGGAGGUUAUGAACCAAUCUGAUCUGGUCUGGUACAUCAUCAACUCUCUGGACGGCCGCAUCUUUGUAUGUGGAAGCAGUAAGGGUAUGGGUGAAGGUGUUGAGGAAGCUCUUUGUGACGUUGCCAUGGAGAAAGGUAACCUCGAGCGCGAAGAGGCUCACAACUUCUGGCAGCUCAAAAAGGAGGAGGGCAAGUACAUCUCUGAGACAUGGUAG